AGACGACGAACAACGUACGAAGCCAAUGGUGUCCAGCUUCUUACGAGUUCGGUGCGGAGUGGGCUAACCUACCUUAGCAAAGUCUAUGCCUUGGAAUGUCUUCGGUGGGCGGCUGGUAUCGAAAAUAAGUUGUCUUUAGUGGAUGUGAAAUCGAUGAAGGAGUGGGUCCAAGAUAUCCCUGGGCAUCUAGUCGCGCUGGCAUUGCACGCUUUACAACAUGGCACUGAUGGCGACAAGCUAGAAGCUGUGGUACGCUGUGCAAGCAUCGCUACAAUAGAUAAAGAUGCUGUGAAACUUCGCAAGGCUGGCAUAGUGGCACCUUUAGUUACUUUGCUACGAGAUGGAAGUGAUAUGCACAAGUUGUGGGCAGCCGAAGCGUUGAAGAACCUUUGUUGUGACGAAGCAAUUCGAGCUGAGAUGGUGGAAAAGCAGGCAAUAGGACCGCUGACGGCACUUCUGCGCGUUGGAACUGACGAGCAGAAACAUCGUGCCGCGUUAGCGUUGGGGAAUCUUGCUGCCAACCACGACGCAGCAAGGGAGAUUGGGCACAAGCAUGCUAUCGACCCACUUGCUGCGCUAGUAAAGAUCGGAACGCAGAUUCAAAAACGAUGUGCAGCGUUUGCACUUGGGAAUUUGGCACUCGAUGAUGCAAACCGAGUUGAGAUGGUUCGCGCAUGCACAAUCCCCCCGCUGGUUGCGCUUCUGCAAACGGAAAUCAAGUUGGAUAAACAACACGCGGCGAAUGCUCUAGCAAAUCUGGCAAUUGAUGUUCCCAACCAUGUUCUGAUAGUUCGCGCAGGAGCCAUAGGACCUCUAGUCGUGCUUCUGCAUACUGGAAACAAAAUGGCAAAACAAUUCCCGGCGAAUGCUCUAGCAAAUCUGGCA
Phytophthora sojae is the source of this 885-nucleotide messenger RNA. RefSeq lists its product as hypothetical. The record is from RefSeq and is a predicted model, not a curated record. The transcript has a single exon. NCBI's taxonomy places the organism in Eukaryota, Oomycota, Peronosporomycetes, Peronosporales, Peronosporaceae. The annotation marks the transcript as partial. Gene Ontology annotation, molecular function: protein binding.